Molecule: messenger RNA, 1224 nt
Organism: Triticum aestivum (bread wheat)
Lineage: Eukaryota; Viridiplantae; Streptophyta; Magnoliopsida; Poales; Poaceae
Exons: 2
Coding region: 1-1224 (407 amino acids)
Source: RefSeq, a predicted model, not a curated record
AUGGCCGCCGUCAGUCGAGCACAAGCAGAUGAUGAGUCCGGUAAACCACCCAUGCGACUGCCCAUCUCUUCUGGUAACGUUCCUACUACUAUUUCUUCCCAGAGCAACGAGAAUGUUAACAUCACCGGUUGUGACGACGAAGAUCGGAGCAGCGCAGCCGAGGAUCUCACGGUUCAAAUCAUGGUCAGCGAGGAGGAUGGAUAUGCCCUGAAUGAUAUUCGUGAGAGCGCUACUGGCACUAGCACAUAUCUCCAUAGCGUGACCAACGGCACAGAUAAGGGGCACCGUGUAGGACCAGCUACAAAAAAACUUUGUGAUGAUAUUCUCGCAAAAAGCAGACAUCGUGAUGGUUCUAUAUACAGUGAUGUGGAUUUACUUUGGUGGAAGAAAGAGUACCGUAUUGCCGACCGUAACGAGAGCCGGCUCGAGGCGAUGUCAUUGUCGGAUCCCACGGAUUGUGUCGUCCGUGAUGGAACUUGCAUGACUCAUGAUCCUUUUAGCAUGCUGCAAUUUUACUCGGUGGAGUUGGCUGAAAUUCCCGUGGAUGGUGGCUUAGUAGAGCUGUAUGGGUACAUAGCGGUGCGGGAUGAUAUCGAUUCAUUGCUUAAUUAUGUCAUCAAUAUCAGCAGGGAUGAUCCCAUCGUUGUGGAGGAGGGUUCUCUUAUCAACAUGACUGGCCCUAAGCGAGGGAUAGAUAUGGCGGAUAGUGUUCUAAUUGAACAUGACAUGAGGAUCAAGGCAGGUGAAGAAGAAAAAGAUGACAUACAAUUGAUCGAUGGUGCAUCACUCAUAGCCCACGAAGGCAAAUGGGAUCAGCCAUUCACAUUUCGCAUUCCCGGUGAUGGUGGUGCGGUUGACAUAAUUUUAUCAUGUCUUUUAUAUGCAGUUGAGGCGACUGUAGAGGUUCUUAUCUCGGAAGUGCAAAGCAGUUUCAAUUUGUCUGUCGGAUGUUUAAGCAGUGGGUUUAAUGAGGAAAUCCGGCUCUUUGACGGUGCGGUUGCUGAAUCAUGUAGCUUAAAGAGGUCUGUGGUUGCUGUAUUGAAAAAUUCUUCGAUAGAUUUGAAGUUCAAGGUUGCUGCACUGUCAUCCAGUUCUGACCACCAACAUUGUUGUUCUUUCAAGGCUAAAACCCAUGGGCAUGAUAAUCAAGAAAUAAAGAAUGAUUUUGUGAUAAUCUCGGUGAAGUUGACUUGGUCAACGUUGCCUGGUAGCUUUUCUGGCUAA